Messenger RNA from Didymodactylos carnosus, 300 nucleotides. Lineage: Eukaryota; Metazoa; Rotifera; Eurotatoria; Philodinida; Philodinidae. The record is from the annotation of a GenBank genome assembly.
AUGGAAAACUUUAAUGAUUUAUUAUUUAAUAAUGCAUCAGCAGCAUCUGAUCUAGUAUUUGAUCAUAAUUUAACGUUAAUAACAUCACAAAAAAAUUGGCCUGUACUCUCUUUAUCAUUAUUGGGAAUUGUUGGAACAAUUGGUAAUGUUCUCGUUUGUGUUUCAAUUACAUUAGACAAACAAUUACAAACGGUGACAAAUUGGUUUCUAUUUUCCUUAUCGAUUGCUGACUGUUUAGUUAGUGUUAUUGUAGUACCAUUAGCAAUAGCCAAAGAUUUUGUUGGUAAGUCGAAUAAAUAA